UUUUUCAUUCUCAGCCUUGGUUUCUGAUUAUCUGUGGACUGGAAAUCCAAAUUAAGCAGAUAAUUUUAGUUAUUAUUGAAAAAGAACAUAGGCUUUGAUCAAGGUCUUGGGACCUCUAUGUGUGUCUCUCAGUGCCCAGAUAUGGGUCAUCUCUGUUUGCCACUCAGCCCUCAUCUUCCCCUCUAGGUUAGCCACUCAGAAGGCCCUCUUCCAUACAUCCUGAUAUUGACCUGUGGUCAAGAUGAGUGACCUAUGGAGAGGGAAGAAAUUCUAGAGGCUGAAGAGAAGGAAGACUGAGAAGUGAGGGGUGUGGACAGUGAAAGUGCACAAACACCCCACAAAGUGGGAUCUCUGUAUGAAUAUGAGUUUUUAGUCUAAAAAAAAAUUAUUGAGAUAUAAUUGACAUGUAACAUUGUAUUCGUUUUAGGUGUAUAAUAUAAUGGUUUGAUAUGUUUACAGUGUGAGUGCUUGUGAUGAGAAUUUUCAAGAUGUACUAUCCUAGCAACUUUCAAACAUGCGAUAUGGUAUUGUUAACUAUAGUCACCAUGCUAUACGUUUUAUCUCCAGAACCUAUUUCUCUUCUAACUGGAAGUUUGUACCUUUUGGUCACGUUCACCCAUUUUUGCCCACCCUCCACUCCCUGCCUCUGUCAACCACCAGACUGUUCUCUGUAUCUAUCAGUUCAUUUAUAAAAAUCAUACAGUAUUUGUCUUUCUCAGUCUGACUUACUUCACUUAGCAUAAUGCCCUCAAGAUCCAUCCACGUUGUUGCAAAAGGCAGGAUUUCCUUCUUUUUUGUGGCUGAAUAAUACCCCAUUGUGUAUAUACACCACAUCGUCUUUAUCCAUUGAUCUGCCAAUGGACACUUAGAGGGUUUCCAUGCCUUGGCUAAUUGUAAAUAAUGCUGCAAUGAACAUGAGGGUGCAGGUGUCUUUUCAAGAUAGUGUUUUUGUUUCCUUUAAAUAAAUACCCAGAAGUGGAGUUGCUGGAUCAUACGGUAGUUCUAUUUUUAAUUUUUCAAAGAAACUCCAUACUGUUUUCCAUAGGGGCUAUACCGAUUUACAUUACCACCAGCAGUGCACAAGUGUCGCCUUUUUUCCACACCCUCAUCAACACUUGUUACGUCUUAUCUUGUUGAUAAUAGCCAUUCUGAUCAGAUAUAUGAUGCAAACAUUUCUUCCAUUAUGUAGGUUGCCUUUUCAUUUUGUCGAUGGUUCCUUUGCUGUACGGAAGCUUUUUAGUUUGAUGCAGGCCCAUUUGUUUAUUUUUACUUUUGUUGCUUAGUUCUUAUUUUUUGCUGUCUGCUUUUGCCACAUUGUGACUGACUCUUCUUUUGUCCAAAAGACAGGACACUGGCUGGUUAAUUAUGAAAGUAACAUUCACCACACAAACCCAGCAGAAAGAUUGUGGGGAAAACAAUUUCAGUUUAGGGUUAGACCCACCAGUUAGCGUUUCUCUUCCCUUGCAGUUGAAAACACCUUAAUAUUGUGACAGAUAUUUAACAAGGAUAAGAUGAUAGUGGGAGACUCCUUCCAUACAAACCCGAUCUCCCCUAGAUUUGGAGUCUCAAUUAGAAAAAAUUAACUUCAAGAAAACAGUUUACCAAAAAUGUUUAAAUUCCUAGGUGAAAGAGGCUUUCUUACUCUUUUCUUUUGUUCUAGGCUCUGACCCCAUGGAAUAAAAGAGACCCUAUUUAGGGACAGUUAGUUUUGCUGCCCAGAAGAUUCUCUCUCUUCUUUGGUGGGCUUUUAGAAACCUUUGGGUUACUUGAAUCCCAAAUUAACCCAUGUUGUGCAACAUGUAAUCAAUUAGGGAGAUUUUUCAAUGGAAAUCAUCCAAUUUUGUAAGAAUUGGUUGACACUUUUCCCCUUUCUAAUAUGAUACACUUCCAUAGCUUCAUUCAUUCCUCUCCUAAUACUCUCUCAAAUAGAAGUUUCAAAUCAUUUGCCGUUUAGCAAGUGUUUUCUCCUAUCUUGUGAUUUACUCCUGUAACAUUUAAAGUAGACUCUACAGUUUACUGGAAGGUGUGACUAUGAUGCAAAUUCAGCCCUCCUGGCCUGUUCACAAUGGAAGUUUUGCCGUAAAAGAUGAAUUACGAUGUAAUAGCUGAGUAGAACUAAAAAAGUCAAUGCAGUUGCCCUUUGGUGCAUUUGGGGGCUAAUGAUAUUUAAGUCAAUAUGGCUGAAAAAGAAAAAUAAAUGUCAAACCAAAUACCAAAGAAUGAAUAACCUACUGCAAGAUUGCUAGAAUCAUAAGCAGUUACCGAUGCUCUAAGAUUGCUCUGAGAGCCCCGUCGAUACGCUAGUCUCACGGUAAUUAAAAAAUUCUAAAAAGCCAAUACUUAUUUUGUCAAAGACACAAAUGGAAAUCCCACCUGGAAUGUGAACAAAUUAAGAGUUCUGAUUGUGCUCAAGCUGGGGCAGUUAGCAAUUAUUCUUGAAAGAAUAUUUCUGUCGAGAACUUUCUUCUAAAACUCAAAAUACUAGAGAAUCACACAAGCUGGAAAGGACUUAAGAAACUAUUUAGUUGCUUCGUUUUAUAUAUUUGGAAGCUGUGGCUCAGAAAAGUUACGUGACUUGUCCAUGGUCACGUUGCCAUGUGACUGUGACUCUUGGCUGGCCCGGUGAUCUUUAAAUUUGCUUAUCUUGAGGUCCUUGUCUUAUGUAUCAUCCCAAUUCUCUCUUCUAUUGUAAAAGAGCUCCUCCUUUAAAAAAUCUUGUCUCUUUGGCAUAUUAAUUAUUUUAAGCUGGUUAUUUUCUAGGAAACAGUAGACAUGGGAAAAAUUCUGAAAACUAAUUAGGAGUUACCCUUUUGUAAGAAACGUUUAUAUUUGUAAGGGAAAUCUCUAUAUGCAAGGGUGUCUCCUUCCAUGUACCAGGAAGAGAAAGAUGACCAAAUCUCUAGAAAUUCUUAACCAUGAAGAAGGCAAUGACUUAAAUCUGCAUAACGCCCUUACCAUUGUUCACUGUGCUUUUCCUGAUAAGCUCCCAUCAGAGAGUUACUGACUCUCCCAUCCUCAACAUCCUCUUUUGUCUUUAGCUGAAGCUGGUAUUUAAGAUGAGGGCUCAGUUCUCCUUUGUCUCUCCCGUGUAUUCAUGUGACUCAACUUUUUGUUUGAUUUUCUCCUGUUAAUAUGUCUCAUGUCAAUUUACUUCUUAGACCAGCCCGAAGAACUUAGAAGGGUAGAGGAAAAUACCUUCCUCCUUGAUACAGUGUUACAAUGUAAGUGUUGAACGGAUGUCGCCUUGGCUCUAACACAUAAAUAAGUAAGGUGAUUUCUACAGAGAGAUUAUAGGCCAUAGGGCUUUCAGUGAGGCCAGACUGGCAGCUCCUCCGUAGGAGCUGGAUAAGGGCUCACAGGUGUUCCGUGAAAAAGAUAGCAAUCCAACAUCCACAGCCUACACAGGAAUAAAAGAAACCAAGGAAACUGAGUAUUCACAGCCCUUUAAAUAAGAAGGCCAGGCCCAUAUCAAAAGCCAGAGAACAGAGAUGGAAGAACUUGAAUACCAAAGACAGGAAAAUGGACAGAGAUAUCAGGAGAAUGAAGAAAGAGGGUGACAUCAAAGAUGACCAGAUGUUGUCAAAAGGCUGGGAGUAAAAAGCAGGCACUUGAUCCCAAGCUGGUGAGUAAACAGAAUGGGCCGACUGGUAAACCUUUUGGCCCUAGGAUCAUGUUGGGUCUAGUGGAGAAAUCUUGGUCUCAAAGUCGAGUCCCAACUCUAGCCAUGCCUCCUUCAUCCAUUGAUUCGUUCAUGUAAUAUUUAUGAACACACACUGUGCGCCAGGAGCUCUAUUACGUGCUAGGGGAGAAAUCCAUGAAUAAGACAGACAUAGUUCCUGUCUUUACAGUCUAUCAGGGAGACAGACAUCACCUAAAUCACUACACAAACAAUCAUUUAUUUACCUUGUGGCAAAAGUUAUGAAAGGCAAGCACAGCAUACAGUGAGAAUUCAUAAAAGGGGCAUCUCACUUUGCUUGAAGACACGGGGAAAUUGUGGUAUCAGUUUUUAAAAUGGAAACAAAUAUCUAAUGGAAGGCAGGUAAUUUGCAUUUUAUGUUUAUAAACACACCAACUAUUAGUAAACAGUAAUAUCAAACAGAAGCGUAUACUUGAACGGACCAUGUGUACUAGAAACCCAGUGAGGAGGGGGAGAAAGGGACUCCACUGGGGAAGCCAGAGGACACAGGAGAAGUUGGGUCCCCAGCGCUGCUGGAUGAAAGCAGAGGGGAGGCUCCUUCUCACUUUCACUUAGAACCAGAAAUAGGUCGCUGAGCUUGAAUAAGGCUGCAGUGCAGCCAGUCAGUCUCUGAACUCAAUGCCCCGGUUCUGGUUCCCAGCCCGCGUUUUGGUUUCCCUGGUACUGAGGACUGCCGUGCACCCUACUUCCUUCUCAGCCCGGUUAACCCAGCUUCUCUGAACUGUCCCCAGGCUUCUGGAUAUUGCUCAGCUAUGUGCUGGAUCUCUGCAGGUAAGAAUCAGGACUGGACAAAGUCUGGGUCUUACGAGGUGAUGACUUGCUGCUUAGAGACUGAUCCUUCUGUUUUUGAUGUAUCUUUGAAUUCAUUCUCCCAUGGCCAGACUCCACAGCACUACAGAAUUCCAAGGAUGUCCACCCCUGUAAGAUCAGGUACUAGAACUCCAGGUUCUGCUACUUCAACUGGAUUCCUUGCAAGCUCAUGACUGUGUAUGACUCGAUCCACAGUCAUGAGUCUCUUCCUAGGUAAAGUGAGUAAAUCAAUCAAUCUGUAUUUUAACAGAUACCUUCUGAAAACAUGCUUCAGCCAAAAGUGGAAUUCUAAGGGUAGACACGUGGGCAUGGUGGGUUGUUAGAGCAGAGGUUUGUGGGUGAGGGACUUUGGGUACCUAAGUAGCGCACCACACGCUGGAUCAACAACCCCCAUCCAUCCCUUACGGAUACAGCAGACACGCCCUCCAAGAGCCAAAGUGGGUGUGCAGAACGCAUGCCCUAGAAAGGAAGAGAACUUGGUAAUGGUUUCUUAGGAGAAAUAAACCCCAAGUGGAAGUGGACAUUUGAGCAGAGUUUUAAAAGAAAAGUCAGGCUGGCACACCAGAAGCCUCCUGGGGUGAGGUUGAACCUCUGCAAAGCUCUAGUUUCUCAUUGCCCAUCUUGUUUUUCUCAGUUACAAAUCAGUCUGGCCCUUCCCUGUUUUCUUUCAUCAUCCUCCAUCCUUAGAGAGAUCAUCUCAGCCCAGAGACAGACAGCUAUUAUUCUGGCUUCUGGUUUGUAUUGUGUUAACUGCCUGAGAAGAUGUGCUGUCCGUCUCCUCGGGUAUAAAAUGGGGAUAACACCCCUAUCCUGGUAUGGUUGUUAUAAGGCGGGAACGUGAGGGGAAUUAAACAAAGUUGAGUUCCUGCCCCCUUGCCAAAAAUACUUUGACUAAUUUCGAAUACUUUGUUUGUUCAGUGAUUAUUUAUUGAGCACCUACUAUGGGCCAGGCACUGUUCUGAGUACCGUAGAGGUAGCAGUGGAUAAGAUAAAGUUCCUGUCGUUGUAAGGCUGACUUUCUAUUGGGAAGAAAUAGGCAAGGACCUGGUAAGCAAAUACAUAAUAUAAACUCAGAUCAUCAGUGAAGAUAACAAAUAGGACAAUGAAGUAGAGAAUGACUGUGGGGUUGGAAGGAUCACAUACACAUCUUUCCGUGCUAAGCUAAGAUUUUAAACCAGUGUGCUCAAUUUUCCCAUAAGUGAUCAGACUGAUAAAUACAGUGAUUAAUACUCCAGGACUGACUACUACCAGAUCAUCUUCCAGACCAUGGGUCCUGAAUGGGGGUGGCAGACCUUAGUCUCUGCCUUCAAGUUGCAUUUGCAUAGCAGGCUGAUCAGAGGGCCCAGGUGUAACUUGCCAUCUCAGUAGACCCUGAUGUCCACAGAGGGGCCACAUGAGGUUAAACCCAGGACCAGGUAUUUCAAGGGUGGCUGGCAGGGCUCUGCCUGCUUGUACGCAGAACACCAGAAGUUAAACUGAGGUCUCUGACCCCUAGGUCCUUGGAGCCCCGGGGAGGCUACUGCUUUGUGUAGAUGAAGCUAAAGCCAGAAUCGUGACUGAAUUACAACCAGGAAACCACAUGUGGCAGCUGAACUGCUGGAGGUGUUGAGCCAGGACAGAGCAGCUCUUCCCUGACCAGGGAUCGAACCUGUGUCCCCUGCAUUGGAAGGGCGGAGUCUUAACCACUGGACCACCAGGGAAGUACCUGAGCCCGCUGAAAUGACAGCAACGGAGGUUUCAAAAGGGUAGAAACACACAAGGACAAAGAAAAUGAAGGGGAAGAACAGAGCAACAAAGUCCUGGCAGCUGCAGGCAGAAGGACAAGGACUAUUGACAUUUCAGACCCAAGAACCAGAAUCCGAAGCCGACAGAGUAGGAGGUGAGGUGCAAGCUCAUUGCGCUCAGCACCCCCCGGAUGUGCAGGAAUUAGCGGUUCCAGUAAGUGGCGCUAAAGGCGGGGCUCGAGGAGGAUCAGCUGAGAGUCUGCUUGGGAAGCAUUUGGGUCCCCGGCAGAGGGACGGUCACUCGUCUCCACUGGUACAAGUCGAGAGGUUUUUUCCCUCUGGAGAGGGUGGAACAGAGGGUCUCUGGACUGGAAGAUUCUAGCAAUGGUUGAUGGCAAGUCUACCAUAAUACAACAGGGGGAUCAGAUGAAAACGUACACAUCUAGUGAUUAGACCUUCCCUCCAAGCCCUCUUAGGUCAGCAAAGUGCUAGCAGCAGGGCCUAGACCCUGAGCAUGAGAUUGGAAGAUGCUUCUUUGAGGAAUCUGACCAUCCCAAGGAGAAACAGCUAAAAAUGGCUCUCUCAGGGAGUUCCCAAGAAAACGGACAGUCAGAGCGGUGGCUCCCAAAGUGUGGUCUCCAAACCUGCAGUAUCAGCAACAGCUGGGAACCCGCUAAAAAUGCAAGUUCUCACACCCUGCUCCACACCUACAGAAUACGAACCACUGGGGUAGGACCCUGAGAUCUACUUUAAGGAGUCCCCCACCUAUUCAGUAAAGUUGAGAACUACUGCUCUUCAGCAAAGCUCACCAUGGACACAAAAUGUCCCUUCCUUAUAAACGUGAGCAGAUGAUCAAGGGUGAGCAGAUAUCUAAAGAAAGAUGGAGAACAAAAUGAAUUGAAAUAAAUAACACUCUUGGAGGAAAAAGAGACUUUUCAGGAAAAAUUAAACUUGGAAAACAGCUAACAUUAAUACCCUUGGAGGGGUAAGAAAAGAUAUUUCAUCCAUGAAAACAAGAAGAGGUGACUAUUUUUUUUAAGAAGGGGUCCUUUGAAAAACAAUGAAAAUGGGCUUUUGAAAAUUUUUAAAUAUGGUAGUAGAAAGGAAGAAUUCAACCAAACACUAAAAAGUGAAGCAAAAAGACAGAAAAAAAAAAAAAAAACGGGGAGAAAAAAAGAAACAUCUGAAGGUUAGUCUAGGAAAGUGAGCCGGACAAAGGAAGCAGAGGGGAGAUAUAAUGAAAGAACUGAGAAUUGUUUCCCAGCGUUGAAGACCAUACAGCCCUAGAUGGGAUCCACACCGUGUCCAGACAUUGGAUGAAAAUAGAUUUGUAUCCAGACAUGUCAUUGUCAGAUUUUGGAAUGUGGGAAUAAAGAGAAGAUCCUGCAAGUUUCCAAAAAGAAAACCUAGGUGCAUACUAAGGAUUAAGAACCAGCUUCAAAUGUCUCUGGAGCAACAUUGGAUCCUGGAGGACGAUGGAACAAAGAAGAGAGCCUGAAGGAAGAUGGUGUCCAAAGUUGAAUUCUAUACCCUGGUAGACGAUUAAUCCUAUGGGGAGACAGAAUAAGUAUCAUCCAAUGUGAGGGUAGAAUAAAGACAUUUAAAAACAGGCUCAGGGACUUCCCUGGUGGCGCGGUGGUUAAGAAUCCGCCUGCCAAUGCAGGAGACAAGGGAUCGAGUCCUGGUCCGGGAAGAUCCCACAUGCCGCGGAGCAACUAAGCCCGUGCGCCACAACUACUGAGCCUGUGCUCUAGAGCCCAUGCUCCACAACAAGAGAAGCCACUGCAACGAGAAGCCCGCGCACCGCAACGAAGAGUAGCCCCUGCUCGCCACAACUCGAGAAAGCCCGCACUCAGCAACGAAGACCCAAUGCAACCAAUAAAUAAAUAAAUAAAUAAAAUAAAAACAGUCUCAGUUUUCGAAGUUCUCGGAUCGAGAGGUUAAAUUUUAUAAUAAGAACUGGAUAGUGAUCACUGUCAAAGUAUCAACUUCUGAUUCGCAGAGACACUUAUCAGAGAAGUACUUAAACCAAGGACUUUGUGACGACUACUGUUUGUCCUCUGCAUCUAUUCUCAUCCCUCUUCCAUCCAGGCUCCACCUGUGACCAGAAAGUUCUCUCUCCUGAAGACUUGUCUCUCCAGGCUUCCUGUACAUCCUUGGGAUACUAAGCAAACCCUUUUGUUCUCAAUGAGGCUUCAUCUUGCCUCAGUUCUAGAAUUUCUAUCAAGAGGGGUUUGGGUAGAAAUCUAGAUGAGGGGGUAGGAGGCCAGCCCUGGGGUCUUGUCUACAAGCUACAUUCUUAAAAACUUAGAUUUCAUAGCACUUUAAAUAAAACUUUUCAACGAGAUUUUACUUACUCUAAAUAUAAGGUUAAGAAAAUAUUGCUUGCCCCAUCCAAUGUUAUUUUCAUUUGGGGUGGGUUGGAGGAGACUGAUAGAGAUUGGGGCUGUGAGCUCAGGGCCCCCACCUCAGCCAUCCUUGGCCCUUUAUCCUGGGAUGAUGGCAGGAACAGAGUCAUUCUUCCCAGUAGGUAACUUGGAGGCUGUUUGGAUGUGCCUUCUCGUUCCUGGGAAUGAAUUACCUCAGGUCUGACCCACUCGGAGUCUCUCGCAGUAAACCUCCCUCUUAGAAGCUGCUCUCAUAAGCUGCCCAGCUGGCCUCCUCAGAGCUGCAACACUGCUUUCUCAGACAGCUACCCUUACAGAGACUUAUUCAAAGAUCCCUAGAUUGGCCAGGGCAGGAAUUCUGGGUAAGGGCACAAGGACACUCUCCUGCUUUCUCAGCUUCACUGGGCCGAGCCUUAAGGCAGGACCCAGAUCCACUGGGUUUUGGGUGAACGAUUUGUUUAGCGUGGUGGUUAAGAGCCUGUCUUGGAGUGAGACAAAAAUGGGUUCGAGUCCUGCCUCUGCAAACUAUCUGGAGAAUGGGACAGAUGAACCUGUCUCAACUAGUGGUGGUGGAUUCAACGAGCUAACGUAUGCAAGGAUUAAGCACAUUAAAUCCUCAAUCAGUGACAGUUCAUUAACAAAAUUAACCACAACUCUCUAAGAGUUUCCUCUGAGGAAAAAGCACUGCAGAAAUAGUCCCUCUGGGCUAAGGUAUCUAGGAAACGAGACCAAAAUCUCUAGGUUCUUUUAUUUAUAUUCUCCUCUUCCCUUUUCCUUCCCUCCCCCCAUAUUGGCCUGGGGACACAGCUACAAAUUAAGUCCAAUCUCAGUACUAGUUCUAAAAGCUCUAUAACCUGAAAAAUAUAGAAAAACAGACAUAUUAGAUGUUUAAAGAAAAUUUAAAAGACAAAAUGAAACACAAUGUAAAGCUUUUCCUCCCCCCUUUUAUUCUAGGAGUGUGUCCCUAUUUGUCUCUAACUUUCACCAGUGGGUAGAGUGAUAAUAAUGCUAAUUGGCGUUAUUAGUCAAGAGCUUUCUGUGUGCCAGAGCCUUUUCCAAGCAUUUUACUAAGAUUAUCUCAUUGAACCCUUAUGGGACUCCUAGGAGGUAGGUACCUUUCUUAUUCUUUUUCGGAGAUAAGAAAACUGGGGCUUAGAGAUGAUAACUAACUUACGGGGAGGCAUACAGCAGCUCACUGCGUGGAAGAACACCCCAACGGUUUGGGUUCCUGAAAGCAUGGUGUCAGCCUCGUACAGGAGGGACAUCCAUGGACUCCACCCUUCUUGUCCCUAUGGCUUCUAGGAAAAGUGUGGAAAAGGUCAGUUUUCUUCUUAGUCCCAUGUAGCUAGCAGGGAGCUUUCUGCAUGUCCAGGGAUAUCUCUGUCCUCUGCCUCAACAUACAGAGCUGUGCAGAAGGAGCUGGUCCAUGAGAGCUUAGAGGCAGAGACUGUCAGGGCUCAGUUCGACCCUCUAACUUGAUUCCUAUUCAUCUCCAAACCCUUCAGAGGCCAGGACUGCGUCUCAGAUACUCUUGCCUUCCCCAAAGGGGUGCAUAGCAGAAGCAACUAUUCUAACUUUGCUACCCACAUUUAUUUACUUUUUUUCAUCUCUUCAGUUCCCUCUUGGCAAGAUUAUUCCCAACAGGUAUAUCAGGAGGAAACCUUGACUAGAUGAUCUGCAAAUUUCCGACAACUCUGAAAUUCUCUCAUUCUGUUGUUAUAUAACUUAAUGUUCUAUAAAAGAUAAAGAUAUGCAUCACAGGUGUUAAGGGCAUCCAGAAACGUCACUGGAUAUUAGUGCUUUCUGGGAAUCUCUUUUAGAAUUGACAGUUGGGGUCAUAUUUCCACUAGGCUGAGGAGAAAUCAGAAGGGAAAUGACCUUGAGCUGACCUUGUGUGGGCCACUCUGUGGUCGGCUGAGAGCUCCUUUCUGACUGCUGCCAUCCAGCGCAGCCUUGCAGGGUCCAUGAAGAGUAGCUAAGGACCACCCUCAGAGGGUACAUCGUGGGUAGAGCAUGAGCUUGGAUAUUAAACCCUCCAGGGUUCAACUCCCAGCUCUGCUACUGACUGGCAGCAUCAACUUAAACUCUCUGUUUUCUCAUCUGAAAAAUGCAGGUAAUGCCACCCUCUUCCCUGGGCUGUGGUAAUGCCCAUCUCAUGGUAAGCAGUGCAUCAUCAGUAGCUGUUAAUAAUAGCAUCACUAACUAGUCUAAUUGCCCUUCCUGUUUUAAAGGCUCACAGCCUGUAAUGCUGGGCUGGGGACCACUCUCACCGACAUUGGGACUUUGGGUUUUGACUACCACCGAUUCGCAAGAGCUAAACUAGGAGUAGUUAUGGCUAUCCCCACUGUCAUGAAAAACAAUCAGAUUUAAUUUUGGAAAUUUGAAUGUAUUUUUAAUUUGAGCUGCCUGUUAUUAUCAGUGACAAAGAAUUUUCUGACAGGUAAAGUUAACCAGAGAUGGACUGGUUGCUUCAGUGGUGGGAGGGCUCAUCACCAUAGCAGGGGUGGCUGAAGGGUGGGGCAGAGGACCGCCUGGAUGGAACGUAUUAGAGGACAUUGAAGGGCUGGUAAUGGUUUUUGUUGAUGACUUAAAGUUUUCUAAAAUUCCAGAUGUGCCUCACAGCUCUCUGAGCAGCCCUGGUAAUCUGUCGUUUUUGCCUCAAGUUUCUUUGGUCUUCCAGACUACCCAUCAAGUAAUUGAGAAACUAUAAAUAAACGUUAGAAGCAAGCCCCUAAUUGAUCAACUUUCGGGUUUUCCUUGGUGAGUUUUCUUGAAACUUGGUUCCUGUGUAUAAUUUGAUCCAUGCAUCUCUGGGGGAAAGACCUCUCCCCUGAUCUCUGAGGACGGUAGCAAAUGGCUGCAAAGUCCAGGCAAGGAGGUGGUAGUGCUACAUUUGCAGAGCUAACAGUCAAACCUACAAAACGAAUACAGUUUCCACGCAAGGAAGAAGGAGGAGGACAAAUGGCUGCCAGACCUGUACAUUUACCGAAUCAACACCAGUCCCAGGCCACAGAGCCCCGUACGUAGAUGCUUUGGCCGGAUUGCUUGAGUACUGACAUAGCCUUGUAAACUGAGACCCUUCAAAGGAGUGAAAAGAAAAAAUAAGUUUAGAGGAACGUUUACAUAGAGGUUUCCCUUGGGUUGCAGCUGCCCAACUGAAUUAGCAUCAAACCGUUGCCCUGGAAAAGGGUCAUGAGAAGUGGUUUUCCCGGCCUCACACAAUGAGCACAGUCAGUAUGGAAGCUGCCUGGUUCUCAUUUGGAAGAAAUUUUCAUCUGAUCCCACCCUUACCCCCAGACUUCUGCCUUCCUAUAUGCUUCACUCUAUCAUUCUGAGGCCUAUAUAUUUGCAAAAAGUGCCUUCACCACUGUCCUUUCUCCUGGUGACGUGGCUGUAAAAUUCCUCUCCCUCAAUCUUUCUUCCAUCCCAAGCAAAACUCCCAUUCUUGAGUUCAGACUAGUAUCAAUAAGGAGUUUGGAGUGAAAAUGCUGACGGAACUAAUUCACACUAAAUAGCAAACAGCUGAUAAAUUCUUGGAGAGGUCCUAACACUUUUUAUGAAUUCAAGUAUCUCAGUUAUACAAUUUCAGGGUUUAAAAGUUAACCUCUUGAAUGGUGGCAUCUCACUUACUAAGGUCAAGGGCAAAAAAAAGUUUUAGCAUCGUAAGAGUUACCUCCUUUCCUCUGUGUUGCUUAAUCUGAUAAUAAGGAAAUGCUGCAUCUGGGAAUAGCAGAUGGUUAACUCCCCAAUAUUCAGAGAUCCACCAUGAGGAUAGAUAAGAAUCAUGGAAGCCUCUUUGGACAUACAAGAAAGGAAAAGCAAGCCCACACAGGGUCCUAGAAUUACUGGUCCUUAUCCUGGGUACCCCUGAGAUAGGGGUUCUCAGGGAUGGGCCUCCCACUCCUAUUUAUUCUCCUUUCCUCCCUACUCGCAGUGCCAAGUGAGGAGCGUCUUUGUCCUUUGGGAGUGCAGGCAGAAGGAGCACCCCUUGAUGUUGGAGUUUUGACAUUUAAAUAAUAAACACUAAAACUUACCAAAGGGGCUUCCCUGGUGGCGCAGUGGUUAAGAAUCCGCCUGCCAAUGCAGGGGACGCAGGUUUGAGCCCUGGUCCAGGAAGAUCCCACAUGCCGCGGAGCAACUAAGUCCGUGCAUCACAACUACUGAGCCUGCGCUCUAGAGCCCGCGAGCCACAACUACUGAAGCCCACGUGCCUAGAGCCCACGCUCCGCAGCAAGAGAAGCCACCGCAGUGAGAAGCCCGCACACCGCAACCAAGAGUAGCUCCCAGUUGCCGUGACUAGAGAAAGUCCGUGCACAGCAGCGAAGACCCAACACAGCCAGAAAUAAAUAAAUUAAAUAAAUUAAAAAGAAGAAAAAGAAAACUUACCAAAGGCUUACUACGUGUUGCUACUGCUCUAAAUGCUUUAAUUCAUUCAUUUAUUCAACAAGUACUUACUGAGUGCAUCCUAUGUGCCAGUCACUUCUAAAUGCUGUUUAUUCAUUUGUUCAUCCAGUGCUUGACCUCUUAUGUGUCAAGUAUUGUUAUAAAGGCUUUUCAUUCAUUUAUUCAUUCAUUCAUCCAUUCAUUCAACAAGUAUUUACCGAGAGCCUCCUGUGUGUCAGGCACUGAUCUAGGUUCUAUAGUGGUGAGCUAAACAAAGCUUCUGCCUUUACAGAGAUGAUACUUUAUUGAGGGUUGCCAGGCGAUGCACAAAUAAACAAGAAAACAUACAGUGUAUCGGGUGAUUUUAAGUCCUACAGAGAAAAAUCAGCUGAGGCAAACGGGCAGAGUGCCAGGUAGAUGUUGCUAUAUUUAGGUCUCAUUGAUGAGGUGACAUUUGAGCAGAGAGCGAGUAAACAUGGCAAAAUCAAGUCACAGGAAACAGCAGGACAUAGACCCUGAGGCGGGCGUGUGCUUGGCCUGCCUGAGAGAAAUCAAGGGAGGAAGGGGUGACGGGAACAAGGGGGAGAGGGGUGAACAAGGUCAGAUGGAGCUGGGAAGGAGACUAAGCAGGACCUCGCAGGCUCUGGUGGACGGGGAACACAGUAGAGUGCUUUGACCACGGGAAUGACUUGUUUUAAAAGCAUCCUCCAGCUGCUGUGCUGAAAAUAGACUAGGGCAUCAGGGUGAAAAUCAGGGGGACAAUUAUAUGGCUAGUGCCGAAUCCAGGCUGGAGGGGCCGGUGGCUUGGGCUGUGGCAGUUACACUGGAGGUGGUGAGAAGUGGUCAGUCGCCAGUUAUCUCUGAAGGUAGAGCCCAUGGGAUUUGCUGGUGGACUGGAUGUGGUACGUGAGAGAAGAGGAGAGUCGGAGGUGAUCCCGAGGAUUUUGUCCUGAGCAACUUCAAGGGUAGAGUCGACAUUUCCUGAGACAGUGAAAGUGCUGGAGGAGCUGUUUAGAGGGAGAGCUGGAAUGGGAAGAGUUCAGUUCGGGAUAUCAUUAAGUUUGAGAUUCUCAUGACGAUCUCAGUAAAGAACUCGAGGCGGGCAUUUCGGUGCUGGUCUGCCAUUCCAGGGAGGCGUCCAGACUAAGAAUAUAAAAGUGGGCGGAGAUGGUGUUGAAAAAUCCCAGACCAGACACAUGAACUGAGCGUGUAUGAGGUUAGAAGAAAAGUCCCAGCACAGAGCUGUAGGGCACGCCAAGGUCUAGAAAAGGAGGCAGGAUCCAGGCGGGAGAUGAAGAUGUAACCAGUGAGAUGGAAGGAAAACCAGAAUCAACGGUUAUUCUGGAAACCAAGCCAGGAGGCGCUCGAGAAAGAGGGAACCAUCAACCACGUCAAGUGCUGUGGGUAAGUCAGACCAGAUGAGGCGUGACUGUUGUCCACUGGGAAGGUGCCCGAGGCCCUAACUGGAGCUGUUCAGAGGAGCGAUGCCCCAUCAGGGCAUGUCAGGAACAACGGUGUUUAUAUUUAAUUCCAUGAGGGAUAUCGUGUUAUAUUUCUGUUUUACAAAUCAGAGAACUGAGGUGCAAGAGAGGGUUGAACACAGCUGGAUUGGAAGUCAGACGGUCUACUAGCUCCAGAGGGCACGCCCUUCAAAGCCUGGUGUGCUUGGAACUUGAAGGCUCUCAAAUCCCCAGGGGCAGUGGAGAGCCGGGAGAAGCCUGCUGGCAUCUUAGGACAGCAAUCACUAGAGGAUUCUCCACCUUGCUUCUUUGGAGCCAGGGGAAAGCAGGAGCAGCCAGCAUGCAGGCGACCAUUUACCCUUUCCAGGCCUGGGAGAGAGAAAAAGCAGCUGACCCAAGGCCCUGGGCCCUCAGCUCUCAUGAGCUGACAUCCGAGAAUCAGUGAGUUCUCUUUGGUGCUAAACUUUCUGCAUUUUGAACAACUUCAACAGGACCUCCCAGUACUUACAUGGCUUUCUCUUUACAACUGUUUGUUCAACUGUACUUAUUUUUCUCUGUGUGUAUCACACACACACACACACACACACACACACACACACACACAUACACACACAGGUAAAGUAUCUCUCUUUCCCCCUCAUCUCAUCUCCUUCAAGAAAAAACCUCUCUGAAAGGGGCCACAGUUUUGCAAAUGAAUUUUCAAAGCUGAGUACACAAGCCAUCCUUGUGGUCAAGGUCCUUAUAAACUUGGGAGCUUCAUUUUAGCCAGUAGAGCACUUCUGGCUAAAGCCAAACUUUCUCUUUUGUCCUUAUCUGCAAACUCAAAUUAUUACCAUUGUCCUAAGGAGGGUCUCAAACCCCCUUCCCAAGCAUCCCAAACCAGAGCACUUUAACAUCCCUGAUGCACAAGAAAGAGUCACGGUUACACUCCUAAUCCUGUGGUCGUAACACUGAGCUGUAAGUCUAGCCCCUGCAUUGGCAAAGAAAGAAGCCAAGGCUCAGAGAGGCAGUGAGAUUUGCUUUCUAUCACACAGCUACUUUGAGGAAAAACCAUUUCUCCUCACUCAAAGUGAUUUGCUCUUGCAAUCAUGCCCUCCAAGUAAUGCCCGAUGGUUCCCAUGUACGAAUUCAAGUCGUGAAUUAAUGGGAGGGCCAGAAGUUCAAGCCACCAGCAUCAAAGGGAUGAGAGCUGACAUGUACAUCCAGGAAAUCUGAUAUGAUUGGAGCCAUGUGUAGAUCUACUUUCUGGGGAUAGAGAGAACUGAAAAGCUUGUUUAAACUAUUAAGAAAAUAUGAAGAGAGGGGGAAGAUGGCGGAAGAGUAAGACACAGAGAUCACCUUCCUCCCCACAGAUAAAUUAUUAAGAGAAUAUGAAUCUAAUCUUUAUCUGCAGUAAGCAAGGCGGGGAGCUGGGGAACGGAGUACCAGCGGAAGCUAGGUGAUCUGUUUCAAGACAAUGUUCCCCUGACAAAAUGAUGCUUGGAGAGAAAUCUCCUGGAAGUAUGGAAUGUCUUCCUGCUCUCUAGAAUUCCUUGAUUAUUUCUUCUAAAAGAUAUUGGUAGGUCAUAACAUAUUUGGAACUCAGAACUUAAAUAUUUGUUGCUUAUUCCAUGCCCAGGGUCUCAGAGGUACUCGAGUUUUUGUUGAAUGAAUGCAAGAUGAUUUGUGCUAAAUGAAUACACCAAUGACACAUUUAAAUGUUUGAAUACUGCUAACUGAUGGAUUACUCUGAAAUUAGUAAGUUAAAAUAUAACAGGAGCGAAUGUACAGCCAUGUAUUCAGUCUCCAAAACAUCAACAGGGACAAGAGGGAGGAUACUUGUUUCAACAGCAGGUCAAAUGAAACAGACGUGAGAGCUUUAGUUUACAGCUUAGUAAGAGCCAAAGGGAUGAAGCACGUACUAAAGAGCUGACGUGAUGUUAGACUGUUUCCGUAAAAGAAUGGUUUCUAGAUCAAGGCUGGACGUCACUACACUGUGCUCUUAGGUGAUUCAACCUUACCUGGAGUUGGUAAUUAGUUGUCACAUCUUAAGAGGGACGUGGAUAAACAGACCAUGUUCAGAGAAUAGAGGGCAUGGGGGCUGAAAGUCUAAAUGCCAUGAUUUAUUAUGCCCUGAGAGAACUCAGAAUGUUUGGCUAGAAGAAACAACCAAAAGUGACACCAAGAUUGAUUAGAUGGUACUCUAAAAUUCGUAAAGAUUUUAUGACUGUGAAGCAAUAUCCAUCAUUUAUCACCAAAGGACCUGGGGUAGUUUAAGGUGGCAGCCCCAACACGGACGUCUCUGCUCCCAUCGCCUGAAAAGUAUUUCAGGUAUAAAUUAAAAUGCUCUACGAGACAUUGUUUUCCAUAAACAAGGGGUUUAAAUUAUCCUGACCCACAAAUAAAGAUCAGCCAUAUGUUAUUUACCCAAAUAACCACAGUCUUGUCCGAAAUGUUAGAUCAUUCCACCAAUAGAUUUUUUUCUAUUCUCCAAAUCAUUAAUAAGAAUUUUGAUGGCAUUAAAAGCAACAAAAUAAAUCAAUCCUUAAUAAAUAAUAUAUAAAUGCUCCUCUUCAUUCAGCAAUGAUUUAUUAAUAUCCACUCACAGAGCUGCUUAUUCUCUAUCGAUUCAGGUUUUUAAUCACGUAUGAAUUUGCCAAACCAUAUUUCAUCCAAUUAAUAUACUUCCAUCUGUUUUUAAGGAACUUUAGCAAAUGCUUUACUCUGUCUAUGAUUCCCCUUACGUGCUAGGAUAUGAAUGCCGUGAAAGAUAAUGAGGUUAGUAUUGCAGACUUCUUUUGUGAACGCUUAGCUCAUUUUCUAAGAAGCUCACUUCUUUCCCUUAACAUUCAAUUGUCAGACUGUGCCAAGAAAUAACAGGCCUCCUGCUCCCGUGUUUGAAAUUCAUCUUUUUGAAAUUUGGAAGAUCCUGUUCCCCAAAGAACGUCUCAAAGAUUAUGACCAGGGUUCUGGGAUCUUUCCAGACUCUGUGAGACCUCGUCUGGACUAGGGAGGGGGAAACUGACGUAGAAGAGGCAGCUUCACGGGGGCAGACAGGUUCACUUGGGGGUGAUUGCCCAAGGGAGGCACCGUGCUGGCAGGAUCCUUAAACCUUGUCCAGUCUCAGCAGGAAGUCAUGCCAUCACACCACGGCCAUGUCUCUCACUGACCCCCAUGCGAAGAGUGUUUGUGUGGGAACUCAGUAUUUCCGAUCUAGAGCUAAGUGUUUUCUUACUAUUUCUUUACCAUUCUAAGCCUUAUUUUCCUUCAAUGUAUCUUUGUUUUACUUUUUUCAUUUUGAAGACUUUUCGUAUUAAGGGAUAAAAUUGAAGAAAAAUUGGAGGUAAUUAGUUCUGUUGUUUAUUAGUUGUUGUCACUUUGGACAAGUUGCUUAACCCUACUUUAUGGUGUUCAGUUUCAUUCUUCCUUAGGCUAAUCUUAUGUAGCAGUGACUGUCUAUACCAUCUGUCUUCUUAAGUUCUCUUUCUGUCCCUGGAGUCAAUCAAAGGCACUUAUUACCCUUUUAAAAAUUUUUAUUGCCACAGCUUAUUUUUUCCCAGUUUUACUGAGAUACAGUUGAUAUAUAACAUUGUGUUAGUCCAAAGUGUAAAGUGUCAUGAUUUGAUGUAUGUAUAUAUUGCAACAUGACUACCACAAUACGUUUAGUUAACAUCAGUCACCUCACACGGAUAACAAGUGCUGGAGAGGCUGUGGAGGAAAGGGAACCCUCCUGCCCUGCUGGUGGGAAUGUAAACUGAUACAGCCGCUAUGCAGAACAGUAUGGUGGUUCCUCAAAAAACUAAAAAUAGAGCUACCAUACGAUCCAGCAAUUCCAUUCCUGGGUAUUUAUCCAAAGGAAACAAAAUCACUACCCUGAAGAGAUAUCUGCACCCCCAUGUUCAUAGCAGCACUAUUUACAAUAGCCAAGACAUGGAAAUAACCUAAGUGCCCAUCCACAGAUGAACAGAUACCCAUUUAAAAAUUUUUAAAGGUUCCUUUCUUUAAAAAUUUCUCCAGACUCACUCACUCUCACAAUCUCAUGCAGCCAAAUCUUUGCUUCUGAUUUUGAUCCCUACCUCCCCCCUUGGACUGGAAACCUUGGGUUGUCCUGUGGUUCCCUGGACACCUUUUGCCAGGGACAUGGCUGGGAGUUCCCUGUGCUUUCUGCCUACACUUUCAGGCCAACCACUGUUCACUCCUGUCCUGUCCUUUUCCUGACACCCUCACCCAGGCUGGACAGCACAGCUGCCUAGGGCCAGAAGGUCAGAGAGUAGCAUUGGACUUGAAAGCAAUCACGCAAUGAGAGCACUGAAAAACCCAUAAGACCUCUAGACAGCUCUAUCAUUACAAAAUGUUCUCAAUCCUAAAAAGCGAUAUAUUUGAAAGCAGCAUCAGUUCAAAAAGCUUUUUUAGGGAACAAAAAUAGAUGUGCGCUGGGAUUUCCAAGGGAUUGGAUUUCAGAAGUAUUUUAAUGUUAAAAAAAAAAGCGUGUCUUAGGAUCGGGGAAACGCGGUGUUGUUCUUAGCAUUCGGCGCCUGCCCACACUUCCUAGUGUAACGGGUUAUUGAACAGGUUGGAGUGAAAUCAGGAAAGAGCUUUGUGUUUCCCCACUGCAGUCGCCCUCAGCUCUCCGCCCCCCCCCCCCCCCCGAGGCCUUAGUGUCAUCUUGGGCAGAUUUUAGAAUGCCCUGGUCCCCUUCAAGCCCCAGAAAAUCCAGUAUAAUCCAAAUCAAAACUUCACUCCCUCAUCCAACAGAAGCUUCUGCAUUCUCUCCCAGCCCCACCGCGGCUCGGGUCAGACCUGCUCCUUCUUCCUGUCCCUCCCCUGCUCUCUCUGCUGCUUCCAGGUCCCCGAGGGCCAGAGCCGGGGCAGGGAAAGGGCUCCGCACUGUGUCAUGUUCCCUCUCACUGCGGAUGCACAUAUAUUGGAGAAUUGCUCUGGCGCCUUCUGUGGGUUGGUUAGGCGAACCUCCCCGCCGCUCUCACCCCGCCAUCACUGCCCACACUCCCUCAGACGCAGGUCAAGGCCGCACAAGGACCCCAGUCCCCGUCGGGGAAGAGGCACUUGGAGAUGCGCUCUUAGGAGGCCCCUCGGCUCUUCCUCUCGGCACUUUGCUACUGGGUUCCCUACCCCCAAGCCGCCAGCCCUCUUGGCUGUGGUCCUUUCCAAACUGGGGCCUCACAGGUACGCCUCCCUCUGCCCUCUCUCCUCUCCCAAUCCUCAGUGGGGGCUUCAGCCAGCGCCCUCCUGCAGGCUGCUUCAGUGGUGAGUCAGGCCUCACGUCUCACGACCAGCAAACCCAGGGGCCACAUUUCAAGGCCCUCCCAGGAACCCUCCCAUGCCCCUCCAGCCACAGCAAGGGGAAGGCUGGAGAGUUUGAGGGGACCAGCCAGCACCUGGCCAGCGAGUGGGCUGUCCAUCCCCCUAUCCUGAAAAUCACUCGAAUCUCCGCCGGUGGUGCUUUAAGGUCCCUCUUCAUUUAUCCUGGAGGCAGUGGGAGGUGGAGGAGGCUUGGGGGAACCACAAGGCUCUCCCUGGUCCUACCAUCCUCUCCAAAGAAUCCUUCUUCUCGCCUAAAAGCCAUGAGCCCCCUCAGAUGCCUGGGAGGUUGCUGGGUCGCUUGGCCUCCUUUGUCUAACUUCAAAAUGGACGUGGUCGGCCCCUCCCUUUAGAAGGUGGGUGGUACUUAACCUUGUCUUUGGUUUGGAGGCUUUGGCAAAAAUAAGACCCAGGAGGAGUCUCGACCUACCUGUUACUCUUGUUCAACUCAAUUUAACAAACUUGGGGGCUUCCCUGGUGGUGCAGUGGUUGAGAGUCUG
Molecule: messenger RNA, 20259 nt
Organism: Orcinus orca (killer whale)
Lineage: Eukaryota; Metazoa; Chordata; Mammalia; Artiodactyla; Delphinidae
Exons: 5
Coding region: 19123-20112 (329 amino acids)
Source: RefSeq, a predicted model, not a curated record